Messenger RNA from Dreissena polymorpha, 1482 nucleotides. RefSeq lists its product as uncharacterized. NCBI's taxonomy places the organism in Eukaryota, Metazoa, Mollusca, Bivalvia, Myida, Dreissenidae. The transcript has 5 exons. Bases 44 to 757 code for a protein of 237 amino acids. The record is from RefSeq and is a predicted model, not a curated record.
UGAAGACUUUUGGUAUACCCAGUACUAAGGGCGGGUAGGAGGCAUGGCCAAACAUUCCCACAUUAUGGUUUAUAUAUUAAAGCUUGUUUAUUCAGGGAUUGAGUUUGAAGCAGACAGUGCGGCCUUAGACAGUAUUCUCAACGACACUGGCAUACAGGUACCUGUGUCUGUACCAGGGAGCGUGUCCAGACACACCAUAGCUACAGCAAUGAGGCGUACAAGCAGUAUGGCCCCUCCAGCUAGGGUCCCAGUGAAGGAGUUCCAGAGAGCCUGUGAGGAAGUUCUGAACAAGGGCAGCCAGCCAGCCCCCAAACGACAAAGACUAGAGAAGGAAACUUCUGACAAUAGCAACUAUAACUUAAAGCUGACACCAUCCAAGACAGACUUUUGCUCCAAGUUUGAUGUUCAGAAAUCCAGUCUGUUUAAACAAGACACAAAUCCCUUUGGAAGGCCCAGCUUAUAUAACCCGAGUAGACCUGUAGCUGAUGAGAGCAACCCUUUUACUGUACCCAGUCGACCAAGUCUUGCACAGCAGGUGUGGAAAAGGAAGAAUCAGGACUCUGGUGCCCCUGCUGUGGUGAAAACCGAGUCGUCAGCACAACCAGAUAUACCCAGAACAUCUUCCACUGAAAGUUCACAAUCAUGGACCCCAUUUUCUAGACGUUUCAGUCUAGCAGCUCGUAACUUCGCCCAGGAUGGUGCACCCACCAAUGGUCGGCUGAGUAUUAGUGCGAUGACACCUCGAAGAGUGCCCUAAACCGAGGGCGAUAGAAAAGGCAUGGCCAUAGCAACUGGAAGUGUGUCAUCAUGUUUUGGUUCAAAUGCAGUGGAAGACUCCUUGAAAGUGCCUAUAAAAGAUGAAAAAGACAGACAAUUAAUUGAUACUCGCACUGCUGGCACUUGUGUGGAAAGCUGGUCUCCAUUCUCCAAAAGGACCAGCCUUGCAGCCAGACAGGAGAAUCCAGCUCCAAAUGUUGGGAUUGGGGGACCGAGCUUAGGUGUGAGUUCAAUGACACCCAGGCGUGUCCCUAGAAGUGACAGUCUGCCGAGUGUUACUAAAAACUACAUGCCGUCAGUGGGUCGAAUUAGUUUGGCCAUGCAGACUCCACUGAGGGUUGUCAAAGAGGAGAGAGCGGAUGAAGACGACGGGGAUGCUGAAGAUUUUGAAGACAAGCUAGCUACAAAACUAGAGUUUGGAGAUUGUAAUGGGGAAUCCACUGAUGAGAGACAAAUUGAGGCUCCAGUCACUCCCAGCAACUUGUGGGGGAUCGGCAAUACUGUAAUUUUGAAAAAAGAUGGCAAUUUAUCAAGGGAACUUUUUGCAAGACACAUUCAAAGCUACACGCCCAAAGGCACGCCAUCAAGGGUUCCAAGACAACCCAACACACCCCAGACAACUCCACCUGCAAGGGUUCCAAGACAACCCAACACACCCCAGACAACUCCACCUGCAAGGGUUCCAAGACAACCCAACACACCCCA